Trypanosoma grayi is the source of this 348-nucleotide messenger RNA. RefSeq lists its product as hypothetical. The record is from RefSeq and is a predicted model, not a curated record. The transcript has a single exon. Bases 1 to 348 code for a protein of 115 amino acids. NCBI's taxonomy places the organism in Eukaryota, Euglenozoa, Kinetoplastea, Trypanosomatida, Trypanosomatidae.
AUGUGUGCGGCAGCAUUAAGUGAAAGCCGCCUGGGAGAUGUACGCAUGCCUUGGCACCUGCGUCCUGCACGCCGCCCUCCUGUGAGGUCGCGCCAAUAUGUGCACGAAAGGCGGUGCGAGGAUGUCUCCUCCCUACUGUGGGCCCAGCAUGCUUCCAAGUAUCGCGGCGUCAGCGACGUGGCGACAUCGGCAAGCUGCAGCCAGAUUCACAUACAGCCCAUGAGCGAGUUUCGUGUCUUGAGUGGACUGUGCCGCCUGCUGAUGUUGCUGAUGCAGGCAGUCCUCCUCCCCUCGCUGUUUAAGACGUCAACAUCCACGUGGAGUGUGAAUAACUCGGAUGGAGCCUAG